UGAUUAAUACACAAAGCGAAAUAAAACUCGACAGGCAGUGGACAUCCUGCCGCAAGGAUUGUAUUUCCUCUCAAUUCAGUUUUAGGUGAUCGUGAGGAACGCGUUGCCAUCAACCGCAACAGAAGAUCAAUCAUUUGUGCGGUUUAAACUCAUAAACCUUUUGCGUUGGAACGUCGAAUUUGGAGAUUUAAUCGACUUUGGUGCUAUCGCUUUGGGACGCAUUCUACACAUCGCCUCAUUAUCGCGCAGCUGUACGCGUUGGAGAUGCGCGAAUGUUUUUAAGGACUGGCUGGGCAAUAAGUGUGAAACCGCUCGUGAGUAAACGACAAAUGCGUGCAUGAAACGUUAAUGAUAGAUGUAAUUAUUUUACAUUGAGAGAUCAGUCUUCAGAAAUAAUGGAAUGAAGGCGCAAAGAAGUAGUGUGUUAUGAAAAAACAAAAUAUUGUGUUGAACGGACUUUGCAAUGAGUUGAAAUGCAUCAUGCGUGGGAAAUUUAAUUCCAUGUCUUACGAUGCAUAAUGAUGAGCAAUAUUAAUGGCUUGAAUGAAGAGAUCUUGGUUUUGUAAUGAGGGUGCGAAGAAGAGAGAAGGGGGAACUGGGUUGUUCUGAAAGACAUGCGCACACCUCCCAGAAGCUAAUUUAGUAUUGCAGUGGAUUUAUCAGAAGAACUUUGGUCUCUCUCUCUCUCUCUCUCUCUCUCUCUCUCUCUCUCUCUACCUUUCCAUCUCAGUCGCCCCUGGAAUAGAAUGACUCCUGACGAAAAUGUCUCCCAAACACUUCAGUCUGAAAUAUGAGUCAUGAAUAGACGGCCAGAAAACAGCUGCAGUACUUCAACUCCACAUUUGAAAGAGAAACGGAAGAGGAUGCACGCCAGAGAAAUGGACGAAAAGGAAAUCGGCUUUUCCUGUGUAAUGGAUAUUUGCUGACUUGGCUUUUUGCGGUGCAUUCUUACCUUGGACUUGAGGUGCUGGGAAUGUUCUAUAAUGACUCUGUCAAAUAAUUUUUUGUUCACUUGCAUUAACUAAUGAGAUUAAUGAAUGGCUAAAUGACUGAAGUUCAUUUCCGCAAACUGGCUUUGAUCUCGAUUCCAUGAUUCCUUGGUGGCAGUGGAAAAAUUGCACAUUUGACAGAAGAGUAGCAAUGCACACAUAAACACUAACACACUCACACCAAUCGUAAACAAACAAACAAAUCCACUUGUUAACAUUGUCAUCAUCUCUUGAAUGUGAAUACAAAUUCCCAAUAUGGAAUUUCCUCAUCGCUUUCCAGUACUGUGAUUUCCAAAGCUGAAUUUAACUUUGGGGAAUCUCCAAUUAAAACCACUGACUAUUUUACUCUGGUAACUCAACUCUAACUCGCAACACAUUUCCAUCUCUCCCCCCCACCCGCUCCACGUGGGGGGGAGAGCUUCCUCUUUUGGGGUGAUCCCAGAAGCUUGUCCCGGCUGACGGUGACUGUCACACAAGUGUCCAUCAGCAUGGAUGCUGGGCAGGGCAGCCCAGAGAGCCCUAACCGGGCAGUGGAGUACCUACUGGAGCUUAACAACAUCAUCGAGAGCCAACAGAAGCUUCUGGAAACUCAACGGCGGCGCAUUGAGGAGCUUGAAGUGCAGCUGGACCGGCUCAGCCAGGAGAACAAAGAUCUGAGGUUGGACCGUAAGCCCUGCCCGCCCCCACCUCCACCUCCCAUCCACCCGGUCCAGCCACCCACUUCCAACGCUGCAACCUCCACCAACAUAUACGCCAAUCUGAGCCACAACAGCAGGCCCAUCCCGAUACCCAUCCCGGCCCCGGCUCCCCCACCCCCACCUCCACCCGUGCCACCACGGGACCGGCGCGUCAAUGCCAACACGCACACAAGGCUCGGCCAAAGCCUGUCAGCUGGAGCCAAUGCCACGGAGCGAGAGAGGGACCGAGACAGGGAACGAGAAAAAGACGGUGUCGGUACCAGUUUGGGAAGCUCUCUGCAGAGACAGCCAAAAGGAGACCCUUCCAACAAAGACAGGUCACCACCCUAUUCCACCUGUAGUACUUCUUCUACUCGUACCAAUUCUUCCACCUCCUCUACUGCUACUCCAGCUUCUACCUCUGUCCACAACAGUCUGACCGCAAACAGCCACUCCACCCACCACCAGUACUGCUGCCCCGCGCGGCUCCUUCUGCCCAAGCCGCCCUGCGCCCUCCCCCCUGCCCGGCACCCGGAGCAGGCAAGAGAGGAUGAGGACGAUGACAUCGCCCAUCAGUUCUGUUGCCCCGCCUCUGAGUGCAGUAGCCCCUCCUCUAGGUAACCAGCAGACUUGUUGGCCCCACCCCUGACAACAUCCCCCAGUUUUGCCCUGCCCACUUCAACAAGACUGUAUGGGGUGAACUGAACUUGUCAAUCUUGUCAAUCACCUGGAUGCUAGACUUGAACCAAGUGCGUCUGAAUCUGCAGCCUAAAUGCAGAUGGUCUUAAUUUAACUGAAACCGAUGAAACAAAAUACAAAAAUAUCCUUUGCACUAGCAUGUCAUCUGCAUCCUCCCACCUCUUGAAAUGGACAAAUAUCCUGUAUGUGACUGAAACAAGCGAAAGAGAAUGAAACCCAUAGCUGUACAGUAGUAAUAAGGGGACAAAAUGGAGAAGAUCUGAAGUGGAAGAUCAACCCAAAGAGGUGAAGGAUUAAGCGAUGGAAGAAAACCGAACCGAUGGUCCCCUUUUCUCCACCUCCGUCUUUCCCCCGGUUCUCCCAUUGUUGCAAUAUCAGCUUCUCUUUGUUUUCUGCUUUUGUCUUUCCUCCAUGUGUUCUCUGGCCUAUGUAGCUCGUCUGCCUGUGUAACUUUAGUACAGUCUGUGAUGUGUUGUGUUUGUUCCCACAUUUAGUGUCAAAAGAAAGGAUAUGUGUUUUUUCCCUCCUCGGUAUCAUCCUCCGUUUCCCCACAGUGAGAAAAAAGAUGCUUGUCUGUCGGCCCAACUGUCAAAGUUAGCUAACAGAAUUAAGGAUUUACAAUACUUUUACAUAUAUAUCAGACCCAGCAUGACAGCAGGCCUCUCUAAAGCCAUAUUUGAAUGUGAAGCUUCACCGACCACCAUUUGUCAGUUCUUUUUGAUUAGCUUUCUUGACAUUUUGUGUCUCUUUGUACUGUUGUUUACUGGCAGUUCUUUAUCAUCUUAACAAUCCAAAGGCAAACCAGUCUGCGUCAUCCCACUUCUACCAACUCAGACUAAAGUUUGUGACUCUGUACAUACAUGUAAAUGUCAAUGUCACGUAACGCAGUGCAGGACACUUUGGACAAUGUUGAGGGAGAAAAAGGCGUGGUUAGCAUGUUAGCCUAGCCGUGUAGGUCAAAAACAACAACAGGGUUUAAGCGGUGCUUCAUAGGCUACUCAAAGUUUUUCAACCUCUGGCCUAAUUCAAUGAAUGAAUCCUCCAAAAUAACACUGAUUUAUCCAGGUAUAGUAGUGAGAUAUUAUUAUAGUGAACUUCUUACUGUACCUCAGGUAUUAAAGAUACAACGUAAACAAAACGUUUGGCACUAUUGUAGAUCACAUCGCUGUGGUGGUUCCAGUAGCUAGAUGUGCACAGAGUUUGACAUUCUGUCCGAGAUUUUUUUUGGACUAAUUAUUCUAAAACGUUAGUGUUUUGUUUGUAAUAUGUAAUUGAACUGACAAUAUCCCGAACAGUCAUACGCACAUAAAUGAAUUGCUUAAGAAAACUAACUAUUACUUUAGCAUUUAUGAUUUCAAUAAGAUAAGGUAUUCCUUGCCUGAUAAGUUAGAAUUUCAACUGAAAAGGAAGCUUGAGGUCAGAUGAAAAAUGAAUGUAAAAAGGUGAUGGAAAUCAUUGCAUGAACCAAAUAUCUUUCAUGGGAGGUUUUGCAACAGGACUGAGAAAUGCAAGAAAACAUUAGCAAAAUGUGUGACUAUGAAAUGCCCCCGUAUUUGUGACAGGAUUAUGACAAUGACAUUGUUGCCACUUGCUCAGAGACUCAAUUGCAUAAACUUAUAAUAAGAAAUAAAAAAAUACAGUUUCUCGAACUCUAAUGCAUGUUCUAAAAAGUCAUUGCUCUUUUUAAACUCUUUCAUGGUUGUGACUGAUAUUGUUUUAAUUAUUAUUAUUAUUAUUAUUAUUGUGGAAGCUUAAUUGUUUUCACUUUAUGUUGUACCAGCUUUUUGGAUGUCUUUGUGAGCCGUUAAAUAUGGAAAGAAUGGAGUUUGAAGGGGAAGGCUCAUAAUUCACUGGUUAUUCCAGAGAUUUGGAGUCUCUCCUUCAGUCAUUGUUAACAGCA
Molecule: messenger RNA, 4265 nt
Organism: Carassius auratus (goldfish)
Lineage: Eukaryota; Metazoa; Chordata; Actinopteri; Cypriniformes; Cyprinidae
Product: IQ motif and SEC7 domain-containing protein 3-like
Exons: 4
Coding region: 1478-2287 (269 amino acids)
Source: RefSeq, a predicted model, not a curated record